UGUUAUAUGCCCGCUUUUCAAAGAAAAAAAAAAUCAUCGAUCUACUGGGAAUAAGUUUUUACGUGUCUGCCACCUCCCGGCCAACUUUGAUUCAUGUUUCCCUCGUUGUAAAACGAAAAUUUAAAAGUUACUUCCAUUUGCUUCUUUUCGCAAAAAUUUGAUCCGGAUGAUAUAAACGUUUUGUAAAAAAAAUUCCAAAGACAAAAAAUUUUAAAUCUGAAAAUCUGUCGUGCGAUACUUAACUGUAAGAAUCAGCUUUCCUUUAUACAAAACCACACUCCAAUAUUGUUCUAAAGUAUUAUCCGUCUAAAGCACAGCUAAAAAAAAAAUAAAUAAAUAAAGGACAAUUUCAAACCUAUUAAGGAGGUCAGAAGUUUGCAAAACAAAAAGAGCGCCUUCAGGUCUUCUGUUAUUUUUGACCAUUCAAGCGGAAAUCUUUAAAUCUGUAUAGAUAUCCUUUUAACCUCCCACCAAGCAAAUUAAUCCUUUGACUAUGUUUUGUCUCGUAUGACUGAUUCCUUUAGGAAAUGUUUGUUAUUUAAUUUUAUCACAAUUUUCAGCCUUGUUCCGCAUCCUUUUGAAUGUGGGAUUUCCUUGAUUCGUUUCCACUCUUUUUACUCGGCCAACUCCAGUAACAUGGUAACUCCCGUCAAGCUGACUUGCCAGAUUGAAUCUGUCUAAAGCUUCGACAAAAAACCUCUACAUCUUAAGACCUCCGUCAUGGUUACCAACAUUCGCAGCAUUCUUAGACGAUCAGGGUUUAUCGUGAUCUGAUCCGCGAUUCACGAGGAAUUCCAAUCCAGAAGUGAAGAAAAAUUUCGUCACGCUUGGUCAACGUCACACAAUUGUCACGCACUCACCUCACGAACCAAUGAAAUGAAUCGCCUCCCCAGUCCCUUUAUGGGGAGUCAGCGGUAGCCUUAUUUGAACAAACAGCAGUAAUCUGUGGUUACGUGACUCAUUCGGUCAUGAAGUUUAGAAUCGUUAGAUUUAUUUUAGGAAUUAUAGGUCUUAUAGUGAUAAUACAAGUGUUGACGACCAUCCAUUUCUCGUCCAAACACUGGCCAGAAGAGCAUCUAGUAAUUGGGAAUCGUCAUGUUCCAAGAUCGAGUUUUAAAACCGACCCACACGUGGGGAUCGAGACAAAACAGCAUCCGUUACAAGAUGAACAUGAGAGAAAACCAGAGAAAAAUAAUGAGCAAGCAGCUUUAGAGCAGCCAUUUGUUCCUCCAUGUCAAGUGAAACACAAAGAUGCUCUUUCUGCAUUAAAGAGGGUGAAAUCUGAGAAAUGUAAAAGACUUAUUUACAAGACAGCAUGUCUGUCAGAGGCCAAAUUGCUUUAUACCUCUCUACUGGACAUUAAGAGAACUUGCCCUGCACCACGUUCCACCAAGGGUCCUGCUAGACCAAUUGAUCUAAGUCGCACAGCAUAUGGAAACCCAAUCAGGAUUGCAUUUGUUCUUACUCUUCAUGGACGAGCUUUUCGACAAGUGAAGAGAUUGUUCAAGGCCUUGUACCACAAUAAUCACUACUUUUUCUUUCACAUUGACACUAGAUCUGAUUAUCUAAGAAGAGAAGUAUUGAAGAUGAUCCGUGCCUUUCCAAAUGCUGCAGUGGCCCCAUGGAGUAUGGCAACUAUUUGGGGAGGAGCAAGUCUUCUCCAAAUGUUGCUGAAAUGUAUGGAGGACUUGUUAGCCAAAAAGGAUUGGAAAUGGGAUUUUUUCAUAAACCUGAGUGAAUCUGACUAUCCAAUACAGCACAACUCAAACCUGGUUGAAUUUUUAAGAGCAAACAGAGAUUUCAAUUUUUUAAAACCCCAUGGAAGGGAACUCUUGAGGUUCAUUAAAAAGCAAGGCCUGGAUAGGACAUUUUUUGAGUGCGAUGAGCACAUGUGGCGACUUGGCGACAGAACACUGCCCACUGACAUCGAGAUCGAUGGUGGAAGUGACUGGAUUGGUUUGAACAAAAAGUUCUGCCACUAUUUAGUAACAUCGAAGGAUCCUCUAGUAGUGAGACUCAAGCAUAUGUAUGGAUACUCGCUACUUCCAGCAGAGUCUUUCUUCCAUACCGUGUUAAGGAAUGGUCCUUACUGCGAGACCUUCGUCCGCAGCAAUCUUCGUCUCACAAACUGGAAGCGGAAGCUGGGCUGCCGGUGUCAGUACAAGCAUAUCGUGGAAUGGUGUGGCUGUUCACCGAACGACUUCAAGCCCGAGGAUUUGCCACGGCUAAAGAGCAAGUCAACAAAUUUUUUCGCACGAAAAUUCGAGGCCAUCGUGAACCAGGAGGUCAUCAACCAGUUAGAUUCUUGGCUUUACGACACAUAUCCGGCCGACAUGCAAGGAUUGAACUACUACUGGGAGAAUCUUUUCCAUCACGAAGACUCCAUCACCAAAACUAGCGACGUGUUUAGAACAUUCUUCCAUGCUUUUGCUAGAGUAGGAGAGAAAAGUUUAAAAGUAGCUGCCUCGCAAGGCGCCAAAAGCCAGAAAUGCCCGAGAGGAAAGAUUACAGACAUUCGGGAGAUCACGCUACUGAAUCAACAUGAUCAGUUUGGCGGGUUAUUAGUUUUGUAUCAUGUUGAAUAUUUAACAAACGAUGGCGGUAAACGUAUUGUCACGUUAGAAUCGUGGCUUGCUCCGUUGAGUCAUGAAGAGCUUUUAAAUUUGAACAUGAGUAACGGACCACAGCGACUUGUGGGGCUUGAGGUGGGUACCAGUUGGGACCAAAAAGAAAGGGUCUUUCGCAACAUGGCUCGUCUGAUGGGUCCCUGGGACGACCCCGUCUUGGUACAUCGCUGGGUUCAUGGCAAAGCAUUUGAUGUAAAACUUAUGUGGGUGGACCCUAUUAACGUGGUGACAGGAAUCUAUGAAAUGCGCGUUGUCGAUAACUGGGUGGUUUCUUUUCACAAACCUACUUUCAAGAAACCAAUGCGGCCUGGAAAGUGGACAAUUAAAAUGAUUUUCUCGCAUAAAGGCGAGGACAUGGUCAUAGGACAAACGAAAUUCUUAGUGGUUCCUUUGUCAUUCUCAAAAGGCCAACCUAGUAGCUCUGAUGAAGCUGUCGCCGCGAACAGCGGUCCACCGGGCGGGAUUUAUAACGCCAAUGAUUUCUUGAUCGAGUUCGACCGAGAAGCAAACAACACAGAAGCCCUAGCCAAGAGGGCCGCAGAAAAUUCCAGGAAGUCUGGGGCACCGCUUCAUGAUUGGAUAGAUAAUGUUACAGAAUAUUUUUGGACAGUAGAAUCAUCUUGUACAAUUCAAGGAAAGAUUCCCGGAUGCGAACAAAUUCCACAAUGUGAAUCUACUUUAUGGAGUUCAAGGUCGCCAGAUCCUAAAUCAGAAAUAGGAAGAGUUAAACCCAAUGGUAGAUUACGAUAACAUAGAAAUUUCAAUAUAACACUUUCGCUCCCGAGAUUGGAUUGAUAAUGCGUCAUUUUAUCCACACAAAAUUCCCUUGUAAAUUAGAAGAGGAUAUUAUGUAUUACGACAACACCCUCUAGGGGACAAGUGUUUUUUUCUCUGAUUCUCAUUACCUGUUCGUUAGAUAAUGUCUAGAGGCGGGGAGGAGAAAUUACAGGUCAAUCACAUGUGGGAGUAAAAGUGUUGAUGGGUCUUGUCCCAUAGAUAUUUUUAGAUUUUCAAAUUGCGUUUAAAAUGUUCCGCAAACAAAAUAGCGUAUUUAUUAUUCUUGUCAUGAUAAUUUUGAUAACUUUUAUGGCGUUAUAUGAACUAAAAGGUUACAAUACAUUCGUAACUUUUGGUAGAAAUUCUUCAAAAACGUUUUGAGCUUCUUUGGAAUUUGGUUCAGUUUGUGUCAUGAAGCAGUAGAACUGUUUAUUGUUUAGAGACCGGAUAUAAUUUAUCUCGGAGUGGGGAUGGUCGGAGGAUUUUGGUUGUCCCCCUCCAUAAAACCCUCUAAUAUUCGUAUGAUUCCCC
This is a messenger RNA of Stylophora pistillata, 3935 nucleotides long. RefSeq names its product xylosyltransferase 1. The record is from RefSeq and is a predicted model, not a curated record. Gene Ontology annotation, cellular component: membrane. Gene Ontology annotation, biological process: heparan sulfate proteoglycan biosynthetic process; chondroitin sulfate proteoglycan biosynthetic process. NCBI's taxonomy places the organism in Eukaryota, Metazoa, Cnidaria, Anthozoa, Scleractinia, Pocilloporidae. Gene Ontology annotation, molecular function: protein xylosyltransferase activity.